AUGCGUUCUCGCCACACAUGGAAUACCAAGCGGGUGUCGUUCAUGCUCGGCGCUGUACUCGUGCUCUAUGUCUUUGUGUUCUCGGGAAGCUAUCGCAAGUAUCAAAUAGACGCUGUUAUCGGCAAUACGAAACCGGAAAGGGUUUGGGAAUAUGUUGCGGACUUUAACAAAAUGCGCCUACUAAAUCCCACAAUCCUGAAUUUCAAGAUUCUAGCUGAUCACGGACAUGCUCACGAUUGGCGCUAUACGGUGGAGUAUACGGAACGAUUAUCCCAUUGGCCGCACUGGCUGAACACGGCAACAGCCAAGUACGUGGUGACCAAGACGAUGCCAGGUGUAACGCCCCAAGAAUGGGCAAUUGAAUCGAAUCAUUAAACUUGCUUCUUCAACGGUUUCUAUUGCUUGCAUUCGCAUAGCGACUUCCGUUUUAGUGCUCGCGGUGAUGAUACCUACGCCAAUGAGAAGAUCGAGUAUCAAUGUCCACCGCUUCUGGGCAGCGCCUGUCGACGGGAGCUCGAGUUCCAGCGACGUGCCGUCAUGUACAAUUUGACGCACAUUCUGAAGCGUACAUAAUAAAAAUAUUAUAGUCCAUAUUCCAUCGGUCUAGACUAGUUUCUUUUUAAUCUGCAUGUAUUUCCGCAAUUAAAUGUUUAACAAUUUCA
Molecule: messenger RNA, 662 nt
Organism: Drosophila nasuta
Lineage: Eukaryota; Metazoa; Arthropoda; Insecta; Diptera; Drosophilidae
Exons: 3
Source: RefSeq, a predicted model, not a curated record